This is a messenger RNA of Cyphellophora attinorum, 342 nucleotides long. RefSeq lists its product as uncharacterized. The record is from RefSeq and is a predicted model, not a curated record. Gene Ontology annotation, cellular component: ribosome. Gene Ontology annotation, molecular function: rRNA binding; structural constituent of ribosome. Gene Ontology annotation, biological process: translation. The annotation marks the transcript as partial. NCBI's taxonomy places the organism in Eukaryota, Fungi, Ascomycota, Eurotiomycetes, Chaetothyriales, Cyphellophoraceae. The transcript has a single exon.
GCCCAGCACUUUCAGGGCCACUACUUCAUCCUGCAAUUCGACUCUUCGGUGUCUGUCACACACGAAAUAAAGCGGAAUUUGAGGCUGGAUCCACGGAUGUUGAGAUUCAGCAUUGUGAAGAUGAACGAUAAUCACUUGGGGAGGAAGAAGAAGGGGGGUGUUUGGGUGAAAGGGGUGGAGAGUGGUGGGGGUGUGUCAAGUGGGGAGGCGAAGGAGGGGAGUUUGGUGUGGAAGGAGGGGGAUGUUUAUGAGAGGAUGAGUAGUGGUGGGGGUGGUGGGUAUGGGGGUGCGGGUGGCGAUCGGAGUGGGAUGGGGGGGAUGUUGGGGCGGUAUGGGUAUUGA